UCUCUCUCUCUCUCUCUCUCUCGAUCCAACGGUUCCCUUCUACGCUGGUUUGAACAUUUCCUACACACCAACUCUGCAUUAUACCCCCUCCGAGAAAAAGGAGGCCCCAAACUUCCCCGCAUCCAACAACUUCGGAUAAUCCCAACCCGAGAUAAACCAGCAGCAACGCAGAGACGGAGACUCUCUCCCAGCAUGUGAAGUAAUUUCCCAGGAGGAAGAAGAGCUCUUAAAAGAGAGCAAAAACCCUAGAUCCUUUGUGGCGAUUGUGUCAUAAAAUGAUGGACGGAUUCUCACCGAUUUCGCCACCGCGAAUCUUCUGGAAUUCGCGCAAGAGAUCAGCUAGCGCCCGUAGCUUAGAGAAUUCAUUGAAGGAAGAGGGUAACAGCCGAGUUCUUAAUGAUAUUACAAAGGAAAACAAAACCGAAUCAACCCAAUUGAACGACAAUAAGAAGCAAGAUGAUCCUAAACCAGAUAUCUCCGAUAGACGCCGAGCUCUCUUCGAACCGUUGGAGCCGAUCGGUCACCGUGGAGAUGGCAAGAACCGAACUCCGGCUGAAGAACUCCUCCCUCCGCCGGAUUUUGACUCCACCUCUUACCCCAAAGGAUGGUUAGUAGGAAAGAAGCGAAAGCUCGUAAAUGUGGAUGUGGUUGAAAGCAUGAGGAGGAUUGCUAUCCAGGAGAUGAACAGAAAGGAUAGAGAGAUUGAUGGUCUGAAUGAGCAGCUUGAGGAAGAUGGUAAAUGCCUUGAACGUCUUCAGCUACAGCUGCUUGAUGAGCGCAGCAAGAGAGCCGAUGCUGAGAGGGAGAACGGCAUGUUAAAGAAUCAGAUAUCCAUGCUUAUGAGCAUGUUUGAAGAAGGGGAUGAAGCAGUUGAAGGGGAUGCUCCUUAAACCUCUUCUUUUCCUCUCUCUUUCAUUGGAUUUGUUCAGCUUAUAUGCCAGCAGUGAGACAUUCAGGUAUUGUGAAAAUUGAUUUACACCCAAGUUUUAUAUGUUCUUGGAAUCCCAGAAGGGAUUCAUAGAAUAAA
Messenger RNA from Phalaenopsis equestris, 1027 nucleotides. Its product is annotated as protein HEADING DATE REPRESSOR 1. NCBI's taxonomy places the organism in Eukaryota, Viridiplantae, Streptophyta, Magnoliopsida, Asparagales, Orchidaceae. The record is from RefSeq and is a predicted model, not a curated record. Gene Ontology annotation, biological process: regulation of flower development. The coding region runs from base 276 to 890 and encodes 204 amino acids. The transcript is spliced from 4 exons.